Drosophila melanogaster (fruit fly) is the source of this 9015-nucleotide messenger RNA. RefSeq names its product RNA-binding protein 6 (gene Rbp6). Gene Ontology annotation, molecular function: nucleic acid binding; RNA binding. The record is from RefSeq and is marked reviewed. Gene Ontology annotation, cellular component: cytoplasm. The transcript is spliced from 15 exons. The coding region runs from base 1007 to 2122 and encodes 371 amino acids. Lineage: Eukaryota; Metazoa; Arthropoda; Insecta; Diptera; Drosophilidae.
UCAGUGUCGUCUUGUUGGUUGUCGCGUUCGUGUGCGCGCACUGAGAAAAGCGGAACGCCAGCGUUGCACUAACCGUUGCAGUUUCUAUAUUACUCUCGAGUCGCCCGAUUUCAGAGCUGUUCGUACCGCUCGUGGGAGUGCGUGCGUUUUAACCAAAACAACUACCAAAUCGCGUACAAGAUACCAAACCAAUAUAACCGAGAGGCCCGAAAGGAAAACCCCUGCUGUGGAGGGCAUUUUGCAUUUUGUUUACCUCGAUGGCUGUGUGGAGUGCAAUUUGACGAUUAUAUAAUAUAAAAUACAAAAUACAAAAAAUAGGGAAAACGAGUAACAGUGCGCGGCAUUCGAUUUUAAUUGCAAUCAACUACAAUAACCGCUGAAAUCUUUUGCAGUAAUAUGUUGCCUUCAAAUCAAUUGGGAAACCAACAACCAAAGUUAACGCAACGUUUCUAAAACUUAAAGUCUAAACAACAAACGAAAUAAUAGUUACGAAAUACACAAUAAUAUUUAAACCAAACCAAAAGUGGCCUGCAAAACGAAGCAACCAAAACAACCAAAACAACCAAGAAAUGUGAUUCAAUGUGUGCAAUGUAACCAAAUUAUAAUUAACAAGCUAAAUAAAACGAUAACUAGAGCAGGAGAAAAGCCGUGGAAAAUCAGCGGGAAAGCCAACCAAAGCCAGGCCAAAUGGAAAACAAGGAAUCCGGCAGCCAAUCGAACAGCCAACUAGCAGCCAUCGUGGCCAAUGAUUAAGGGAACACUCUGUUAGCCAACUCGUAGUAGCAGCAUCCCCCGUCCACACAUAACACCCAGUAACACAGCCACUCAGCCGCACAGAACCACUCGACCUCCCCUCGCAUCUCGAUGCUCGCACAGAAGGCGUUGGAGCAACAAUUAUAGAAUAGACAGCCAGACGACCACAUCAGCUCAGCUCAGCCCCAACUGCAAACUCCAAUCACCAGCUCCAGCUCCAACUCAAUCUCAAUCCCGAGCCAAAACCCCCAACAUGGACAUCAAGAUUGAGCAGCAGCAGCAGCAACAGCAAGUGGAGCUGGGACCCUGUUCCCCCUCGGAGGUGCCCAAUGAUCCCGGAAAAAUGUUCAUUGGCGGCCUCAGUUGGCAGACAAGUCCAGAGAGCUUACGCGAUUACUUCGGACGUUACGGUGAUAUCUCAGAGGCUAUGGUCAUGAAGGAUCCCACGACGCGCAGAUCCAGAGGCUUCGGCUUUGUCACAUUCAGCGAUCCAAAUAGCGUAGAUAAGGUACUCACCCAAGGCACACACGAGCUGGAUGGCAAAAAGGUCGAUCCGAAAGUAGCUUUUCCGCGCCGUGCACAUCCCAAGAUGGUGACGAGAACGAAGAAAAUCUUUGUGGGCGGCCUCUCGGCGCCCACCACACUGGAGGAUGUCAAAAGUUACUUCGAACAGUUUGGUCCGAUCGAGGAUGCAAUGUUGAUGUUCGAUAAGCAGACCAAUCGGCACAGAGGUUUUGGCUUCGUUACAUUUCAAAGCGAAGAUGUGGUAGACAAAGUUUGCGAAAUUCAUUUCCACGAGAUAAACAACAAAAUGGUCGAGUGCAAGAAGGCGCAGCCGAAGGAAGUGAUGCUGCCGGCCAAUCUGGCCAAGACGCGGGCUGCCGGGCGUUCUGCAUACGAUAACAUCAUGUGGGGACUGGGGACAUUGCCCGAAGGUUUUCCGGCAGCUGCCUAUGCUGCUUAUGCCGCUGGUCGCGGAUACUCGGGCUAUCCCAGUUUUGGACUGCCCUAUCCAACUGUUGAUCUAACCAAUGGGCAGCUGACACCCAACAACAAUACACCGCUGCUGACCCAGGCGCUGUCAGUGAUGAACAACUAUCAGGCGGCUGCUGCCGCUGCCCACAGCUAUGGGCCGUCGGCAUCGCCGCAUGCCGCCGCCGCCAACACGGCCACCCGGCAGGGAUUCCCCUCCACCAACUCACCUGGCCCCACCAUCGACAUGUACAGCUCGGCGGCCGCCGACAAUGUGGGCUAUGUGCAGGCCACCAGUCCGCAGCCGUCCGGCUUCCCCAUCGCCGUCAGCCGCGCCCCGUUGAACUACAGCCCGGGACCACUAAUUCCUGCGGCAUUUACAAAUGGAUACCAUUAAAAGGUGGCGCCGACAACCGCAAUGACAACAGCAACAACAACAGCAACAGCAGCAACAGCAGCAGCAGCAACAACAGCAACAGGAGCAACAAUUGCAACAGCAACUUUAGCAACAAAUGACAGACACACACACACACACACACUCAGACACAGAUACACACUGCAGUGCUGCAACCACAGAGCGCAAAAAAGAAUUAAUUUAAAGUUAUAUAUACCUGCAUAUAUAUAAAUAUAAAUCAAAUAAAGUACAUAUUACAUAUUUGUGUAUUUCCACAUGCAAGAAAAACCGAGACAACUGCAAGAGCAACAAACAAUAAACCAAACACACAUAUUAUAAUUAAUUAAUUAACGUAUAUUACAAAUACGUAUAUAUAAACGCAUGGGAAAAAACGAAAAAUGAACAAAAAAAAAGUGAUGAGGACGAACUACGAGCGAACACAAACAACAAAAAUUAAUUUUAAUUUAACAACUACUACAACAACAAAAACAACAACAUCGGCAAGAACAACGCUCGGCCCCGAAAGAUGCAACGUGUGCAGCAAAAAUCGUUUAAAAUGCAAAUUAAACGGAAACUGUGCGUCCAACUGGAGUGGAGUGCCAUCGCGAUGGGGCGGUGGGUGGGGGCGUGGUCCUGCUCACACAGCGAAAAAAAGGACUCCACCACACCGAGCCGCCAACACGCCCCACGCCCACCGCCCACAGAUGACAACCAGGCCAAAAGGGGCGUAACCACUUUUAAGUAAUGAGAAACCAACAAACAAAAAAGCAAAAACUAACAAAAAAAAUAUAAAUCACAAAAAAGUACGUGGGGGUUACUAAUAAAACGUCAGAGUUGAAAAACAGGAUAAUGCAAAAAUGUUGCAAUAAUAGCGAAAAUGUUAUUAUUUAAUUGCGUAUUAUUAAAGGCAAAUUAUUAUUACCAUUAUUAUUGCUAUUCUUAACGUAUCUAAGUUGUAACUUUUAAAGUUAAAGUCGAUAUAUAUAUAUAUAUAGUAUAUAUACCUAUAUAUACACAAGAAUAUACAGAAUCUUAUACACAUAAAGUAAACUGCAAUAUAUACAAAAGGGAAUUACUUGAAUCAAAAAACGCGAAACCAACCACAAGUUAUUGUACUUUCAACGAUAAUCGAUUUAAGAUGCGAAUUGGAGGUGUUCGAGUUUGAAAAUGUUAAGAAUCGGUUGGGUUUAGUUCUCAUUUCCGGACUGGGUUGGGGGUGAAUCAAAUCAAAAUUGUGCUUACAAUUAUAUUUAUGAAUUUAUUUUAAAGUACAACAAAUCCUUUAUUGGCCAAAGUAAACAACAAAGAAACAAAAGCGAAUGUGAGCAAAAGUCGAAGGCAAUUUGUUAUUAACUAUGUUGAAGUUCUCUUUCUCAUUAUUUCAAUCGAGUCAGGGGAAGGUAGAGGAAAAAACCUAUAACUUUUGUGUUCACAUUGAAAGCAAAGUGGUAAAUAAUGCUAAUUAAUCAGUGGAUAGUUAGACAAAUAUGUUAAAGCAUUAAAUAUGACAAUGAAAGCGAAGUGAGAGAGUGAAAUUCCGUAGCUCGAGGCAUAAAUCAAUUUAUUUGCUAAACACAAUGGUGUAUCCAAAACAAUGAAAACGCAAAAAGCUAAAUGCAACACCCUAAAUAUGUAAGAAACACACCAAUUUCGAGAUACAAGAUACAUACACACCACACACCCAAACACAAUACACGAACAUAACACAGAUCUUACGGAUAAAUCAAAAAGAAACACUUAAACAAAUUACUUGGUAAGAGCAUAUGCAAAUAUAACAAUGAACUAUUAUACAUACAACAUAUAGUACGAUUAAGUAAAUAAAAUAUUUAUAAAACAAACGCGCAAAAUUGCAAAUGUUUGAACACUUAACUAAAUAUAUCUGUGUAAACAAGCGUGUAAAAAGGAUCACAGAUGCGCCACAAAAGCGCUAGUGGAAAAUUGGAAAUGAAAACGAUGAUGAAAAUUAAAAUGAAUACGAAAAUGUCGAUGACGAUGAUGAUGAAUGCAGGCCACGCAAUGUGCAAUUAAUUUUUUUCUAGUCGCUCCGUCCGGCUAAAUCGCCCGGACGAUACUAGACAUAUUUGAGGAUUAUGACGAUAACGACGACGAUGCAAUCGGGGGCGUAAUAGAAAAAUAUAUUUAUAUACAACUAUAUGGAGUAUUAAAUUAUUGGAAAAGCAAACCAAACAAAACCUAUCAGCUAGAUAAGUAAACAACAUUUGUUACACACAGCAAGUGGGGGAUAAUUGCGAGCAACAAAAAACCAGAAAACCAAAAUAGCAGAGACAAGAAAAUAUUCUAUAAUUGACAGAACAACAAUACAUACGUUGCGCUUUUUGUCUGUCUGAGAUUUUUUGCAUUAGGCGACGAAAAAAAAAAAACCAGAGAAAAAAGAAAAACAAAAACCCAAACACACACACACACCACAACUGAAACAAAAGCCAAGAGACAGCAAACAGCAAGCAGAGAAAAGCCAGUGGAAAAACAAAAGCAAAUGCCGAAACAGUGAAAAUGUUCCUUUCCUAACUUUUUUGCCAAAUUGUCAAACCAACGCUCUCCAGGACUUUUGUCGAGUCUCGGACCAACAAACUUACACAUUACCUAUAUAGCAUGUUAGGUGGAAUCGCGGGCACCGAAACCAAAAAAAAAAAAAAAACAGAAACCGAAUCCGAACAGCAAACAAAUGCGAUAAUUGAAGAGGGACAGGAAAUAAUUGCAGUGUAACAUAAACUACAUUAAACGUUUAAAGUGUUGACUAUACCCCACACGCCGAUCAUUUCAGAUUUUCCAAAGAUCGCAACUUGCGACUUUGCCAUGUGCAUCACACUUACAUAUAAAUAAUCAAAAACCAAACAAGAUGUAAACAAAUUAAGGAAGCUAAGGAAGGGGGAAAUCUUCAAUUUUAGAUAGACAAAGAUCAGACCAUUCGACGGUCUGGCAUAUCGGGACUUUGGACGGAAGAAGAUUACUUUAGCAGGUCACAGGUCAUUGGAGGCGAAUUCCAAAUGCAGCUUCUAUCCUGCGGGGCAGAUAUUUUUAAACGGGGGUGGCUGGCGGAGGGCAGCGACGGCAAACAUGUUAUAUUUGCAUAAUAUAUAUAUAUAUAUAUAUAUUAAACCUACUUCUAAGGCAUAUAUAAAUAUAUAAAUAAAUAUAUUUUUAAGACAUGUUCUAAAAGCAAUAAUUCAAAACAACAACAAGCGCUGCAGAGGCAGAAGUAAAUUGAACAAAUCCCCAAAAGGAAUACAUAAAAUAUACACCAAUAUAAAUAUACAUUAAAUAUAUACACCCACACCUAAUUAUAUACAUAUAUAUACAUGCAUACCAGAUAUAUAUAUAUAUAUAUAUAUAUCUAUAUAUGUAUGUAUUCAAGAAGCGACUAGCUGAAACACCAGGCCGACCUUCGACUGUCUUAGUCGGAGUCUGAGGAAAUCAUUUCGCUGGCAGCUAAGCCUGUAUUGCUACACUUCUUUAACUAGAGCCCCAUGAUCCAUGAUCAUUGGGCCGGCAAUCGUUUGUACUCGUAUUAUUUGUGGUGUAGGUAGACGCAGGACGAAGGACCUCGAGGCAGACUCGGGAUCCCCAAAUCCCUUUUCGUUGUAAGUCGAUGCAGCUUUAGGUGUAAUGUUGAGUCUUUCCUAGAAGUUUCCCCAGCAUUCCCAGCUAUCGAUCGACUCUAGGCUUUCCGUUUGUGUUUUGUAGUGCUGUAUAUUCUGAAAAGGAUCUUCUGCGGAAGCUAUAGCCGAUCACAGACAGAUCACAGACGAUCACAGAUAUAGUAACUAUUGGUAUACCGGAUCAACUUCUGCUUAAAGAAUACCGAAACAACAAGCAAUGCGUCCUUGUAACAAAAUCAAUUUCAGUCAAUUAGAGAAUUUCCAACACCAAACAGCACAGAGACAUAAAGACAACAACAAGCAACAAGAACAUUUUUUAAAUACCAAAAAAAAAAAGAACAAAAAGCGAACAAGUGAAGACAAAAACAAAGCAAAAACAAACAUUUUUUCAUUAUUUUUUUACUGAUGCGCCGUCAGAGCGAAGAAAAUUUAGGUUGAGAUCGCGGCAGUGGACGGCGCAGGCGCAAAAGCUUUAAAUUGAACAAAAUAUUAAUAACACGAACAAGGAAAAAAAAACAAUUUAUAAGAUUCGACAAGUGAGCUCUCUUUUUUAUAUCGAGAACGGAGAAGUGUGUGUGUAUAAAAAGUAUGCCGUAACGAUUUUUUAAAAAUAAUGUACCCCAUACUUUAAGCUAUACGCAACUUUCGGUCAAAAUGUCAAUUGGUGGUCGAAGCCGGGUGGUAGAAAGCCAAAAGUUGAAAAUAAACACGUGGCACAAAAAAGACAUAAAGUGUAAUGUAAAAUAGUUUUAAAUUGGCGAAACACCAGAAGACGAUGAUGAGUAUUGGGUGUAGACGGUGUUACGUAGAUACAUAUACGAAUUGCUUUCCGUUUUUCUCUUAUUAUUGACUUACAAACAUAUCAGUUCUUUUUAUGUGUAUGAGUAUAGCAACAACAUCAACAAAUACGAUUAAAAUUACGAUAAAGAUUACGAUAAUGAAAUACAAUUUAACUAAUAUCUAGCGCUAACGAACGAAUGUACUUUCUGUUUACCAAAACCAAGAAAAACCACACAGAUGAGUUAGGCAUGCCGCCCACUUGGCCUUUUUGAGAAGCGCAGAGAGAGGCGCAAAGGGGAGCCUGGCACGAUUUACGACUUGUGGGCCUUCUACACUUUGACGUGCUUUUAUACGAUAGCAAUCCUUUUACUCACACGAGACAUUUCUAUCCUCGGUUCUCUUUUAUAGACAUGUGUACAUACACCCCACAGCACCCACAUAAAGGACACACACACCCAUACACCCACACUCAGCCACAGACAAAGACACAGUCACAGACACUGGCACACGCAUAUAUACGAUGGAGAUCACAUACAAAAGAACCUUCAUACGAACGAUCACUUGACUAUUUUUGCUAUAAGUAAGAAAUUCCCCCCAGGAAUGUGUCAGUUGGAAGUGGCAGAACUCCUGCUGACAAAACACCUUUACUAUAUUGACAAUAUCUCUUAUAUAUUUUACACUAUACUAUAUGGAAAAUUAUAUAUUAAUAUAUACAAGAAAAUGAGGAAAACCAAAAACAAAUAAUACAUAAUUGAGGCAAGACAAACGGCGUGAGUGGCGUUAAAAUUGUAUUUACAAGAAAUGCGUAACCAAGCAAGAUGAAAUCAUUUUAAUACUUUAUACACAUAAAAGUCAAAGGAAUCUUUAGAGAGGAAAACAGGCGGCAGAUGAAUAUGCAACUACAAGACAGACAGCAAGACGAUGAAGAUACAUUUAUAAAUUGCGCCAUAGCAGGGCGUCCAGUUUGUAAGUAUUCUAACUAUGUAAGUAAAGUAAUUAAGGAGCGCAGAACGAGAAUCAAUUAAACAUACAUACUACUGUCUACGAAGCCGCAGAGCCAAAAACUCUGUCCACUUUCAGUGCGAAUACUGUAACAACACAAAUGAAACCAGAUGGAAUGAAUGAAUGCCGGAUGCUGAAUGCGAUAUAUUCGCAUGAUUCAAAAUCGGACACAUUGGGUAUGAUGAUGAAUGUUGGAUGCGAGUUGCGAAAUUGGCCAAUGUGUGUACAUAAGCAUAAACAUAAUAUAAACUGGUACAGUACUACACUUACAGCAAACUAUACAAGGUAAAAACAUAAUAAUUAAACGCCAGGAAGCGCAACAAAGCGACAAAGGCGGAGACACAUACACAUAAAUAGAUGCAUAACGAGAAUUUAAUAAACCAUUUUUCAUUUCUAUAAAGAAAUCCGGUAACGAAUUUGUAUAUUUACUACGAGAGAAUGCAAAAGAACGAGUCAAGAAAUAAGAAAAUCCGAGAUAUAUACAAAAGGAUAUAUAUUAAACGGAGGACAAAUCCCAAAAAGGCCGAAGAACCCUUCUGAGGACAGCAAAUAAGCCCGUAUAUAUGAGAAAAUAAAACCCAAAUUGAUAUAUACAUAUAUAUACAUAGUUAUAUAACCAAGAACAACAAAUAAACAUAUAGUUAAAUUCAAUAAUGUUAAGCAUUCGAUGAGCAAACAGACAGGCAGGCAGUCACGCAUAUUGGUGGUUACAAAAAAAUUCAAUUAUAUUUAAGGACCCUCGAACCGAAAGAACAUAAUAAAACUAUGCGGCCACCAACAGCAUCAGCAACAAAACCAUCAACAACGGCAACAUCCUUAACAACAAACGCAAGUGCAACAUUUAUUAACGGACGACAAAAGGGCAAAUUGUUGCUCUUUUACAUACACGAAAUUACAUAAGUUUUUAAGAGAGAGAGAGAGACACACACACACACACCUCACCCAUACACACCCACAUCCACUCACACAGUCAGCCCGCAAUAUGUAUAUGCAACAAAAGUGCGAACAGCUUUAGCAGCAAAUUGAAACUCACUUUGUUCACCAUGUGCCACGUACAGGGGAGGAUAGACGAGGUUCUUGGGGAAGUGGAUAGCUAAUCCCACUAUACUCUCGAUGGGGUUAAAAUCGGCAGUGAAAUAGGCAGAAUCAGCAACAAGAACAUAGAUCAGCAACAGCAUAUUAAACCAAAAUGAACAAAAAACGAAGAAAACAAACAAAAAUGAACUAAAACAUGAUUUUAAACAAAAAUGAAAUUAAAUAAUGGCAUAUUAAGUUAAGCUAAUGGUACAUAAGUUUAAAAAACAAACGGCAAGAAACGCUCUAGAGCAACAAAAAAACGAGAUGAACCGAAAACCAAGACAAACAAAUAUAUAUAUAUAUAUAUAUAUAUAUAAAUAUAUAUAUAAAAUAAAAAUUAUAAUGAAAUAACUGAGAAAUAAAUAAAUUAAUUCAUAAUGAUAAAUAAACCAAUAUGAACAUUGUUCAAAAACAUACGCU